This is a messenger RNA of Oryctolagus cuniculus (rabbit), 3245 nucleotides long. It is a transcript of the gene MPZL1, whose product is annotated as myelin protein zero like 1. Gene Ontology annotation, cellular component: plasma membrane; cell surface; focal adhesion. Lineage: Eukaryota; Metazoa; Chordata; Mammalia; Lagomorpha; Leporidae. The record is from RefSeq and is a predicted model, not a curated record.
GCGGCUGGAGGGCAGCCGCAGGGGCCGGGAGAGGGGACCGCGGCGUGGAGGUGCCACAGGGCACGGGCGGCGGCAGAUCUGCGCCGAAGGAGCCACCGUAACGGGGGCCGAGGUCCAGGGGCGCAGCAGUGGCUGCGGCGGCAGGACGAUGGCAGCGCCCACAGGAGCCAUGGCAGCGAUUGCAGCCUCAGACCGCAGGCGCGGGAUGUGGUCAGUGCUGGCGGCGGCGCUCGGACUCUUGACAGCUGGAGUAUCAGCCUUGGAGGUGUACACACCAAAAGAAAUCUUCGUGGCAAAUGGGACACAAGGGAGGCUUACGUGCAAGUUCAAGUCUACAGACGCCACGAGCGGGUUGACCACGGUCUCCUGGAGCUUCCAGCCAGAGGGGUCUGACACCACUGUGUCGUUUUUCCACUAUUCUCAAGGACAAGUUUACCUCGGGAAUUAUCCACCAUUUAAAGACAGAAUCAGCUGGGCUGGAGACCUUGACAAGAAAGAUGCGUCGAUCAACAUAGAAAACAUGCAGUUUAUACACAACGGCACCUACAUCUGUGAUGUCAAAAACCCUCCUGACAUCGUGGUUCAACCUGGACACAUUAGGCUGUAUGUCGUAGAAAAAGAGAGCUUGCCCGAGUUUCCAGUUUGGGUGGUGGUGGGUAUAGUUUCUGCUGUGGUCCUAGGUCUCAUUCUGCUCAUCAGCAUGAUUCUGGCUGUCUUCUACAGAAGGAAAAACUCUAAACGGGACUACACCGGCUGCAGUACAUCAGAGAGUUUGUCAGCGGUUAAGCAGGCUCCACGGAAGUCCCCCUCCGAUACAGAGGGCCUGGUAAAGAGCCUGCCUUCAGGAUCUCACCAGGGCCCAGUCAUUUAUGCGCAGCUAGACCAUUCUGGCGGACGGCACAGUGACAAGAUCAACAAGUCAGAGUCUGUGGUGUACGCAGACAUCCGGAAAAACUAAGAGAAAUUCCCGAACGGAUCCUGAGCAAGAAACAAGCCUGGACUGGACUCUGGUGCAGAGAAUGCAGCCCAUAAUCACGUGUGGCCUUGGGGACCCAGGCAAGGACAAGCACCUGUGUGCUCACAGAGGGAGGACGAGACGUGUAUAAAGGAUAUGUAUAAAUACGCUAUUUAAUCUCCCCGAUGUGAGGAGCCCGAGUCGCCGGUGUCGCGGAAGACGAUGUGGUGUGAAUCUCUGUACAUAUCAAUUGUCUUGCUAUUGUGCUCCCCCCCCCCCCCGGGGUCAUUUACCAUUGGGAGAUCUCAGAACCAUGCCUAACCCCGUCACUUAGUUAGGAUUUGCCUUAGUGGAGACAGUAGCAGAUGUUGUAGUGUUUCCAGUAGACACGGCCUUUUCUUCUGAAGGGCUUCAGCAGUCUUAGCGUUGAUCAGAGGUGGAGCAUGGAGGUGCGACCCUGGAAGCUGACCCGCGGUGGCCUGAACCCUGCGCAGCCCUGGUGUUCGGCUGUCGCUUUUAGAAAACAUCCACUCUGUAUUGCCACUUGUGGACAGUUUGAAAAGGUUUUUAUUGAUGUUUUUCUCUCUUCAAAAUGCGAAGCGACUUUUCAGCCUCACGUGCUGUGUAGACUUGACUUUAACGUCACACCCUUCACACAGAUCAGUGAGUGGAUUCCUUCUUAGCCUGGGGAGCAGGGGGUGAAUGCCCUUCCAGGGACCUGGGGCUCAAGGCCACAGCAGAAAGCGCAGGCUUUGCUGGAGGCGUGCUGUCCGCUCUGCAGGGGACAGGCGUCAUUUAUGGUCACUGCCGAGGCCCUUCCUGCUCUCCUUGUGGGUGGGCGGCGGUGGGGCUGGACUGCCCCCUCUGGUGCCCCAGCACUCUCUCGGGGUCCCCUUCUCUGCUUCCAGCACGGGGCAGCCACACUGGUGGCUUUGUGACAGCUCCCUGGUGCCCCAGCGACCUGGGAAGUUCAAGUAGGGCUGAGACUGCUGCUUCGGGAAUCUCUUCUCUCUUCCGGUUGUAUUGUGUUGCUUUCCUCCCCCGCCCCCUUCCCCCCAUGAGGCGCAGCUGAUAGGCGAUGGAGAGAGGUGCAAUUGGGAAUCCGACUCAUUUUCCACCCCACCCCCCCCUUUAAAUCUGUGUUUUUGUAUUUUACUGAGAAUGGAAUGCACGGUGAAGAUCCAACAACGGUUAUUUAUAUUGUCGUCCCCCUGUCUUCUAGACUGUUUUGUUUGAAAAGAAUCGCCCUUUCCCUCUAACAUUGUCCGAUGCGUCUGGGAAGCGCCUGGUCAGCGCCUGGUCUGCACGCAGAACAGUGUGGGCAGGCGGUGGGGAGCGGCGGGGAGCACUUUUCCCCAGGUUUGAGGCCCCUGCCAUCCUUCUGGGGGCGCGGGACGGCCGAGUCCCUGAGAAUGCAUAAAGGGAGCCCCCCUGGAUUGCCACUGACCCGGGAGCGAGAGCCACCGAGGGCUCUGUGCAGGAGGCUGCAGGGGCCGGGUCCCCGAGGCGCCCGCCGGGGCUGCACCACCGGGCCCACCUUGGCGCGCGCAGGUCACGGGACUGGGACCUCACCCACCCAUCGCGGUGCCGGCCAUUCCUGCCCAGGGGUCAUCGUUCUGCCCAGCCCUGGGCCCCCAGAGCUUCCCCUGCGUCUGUUCUCAACCCUCCUGGAGCCUGCGCGGGGUGCGGGGUGGGAUGGGGGUGUGGGAGGGGGGAUUGUCCCCACUCUUCACACUGAUGAUGCCGCGCCGCGGGCGUCUGGAGGCUGAGGGUGCAAUUCCGGGUGGAAUACUUGCAGACAGCUGUGCUUGUACGGAGAAAGGGGCCGUUCUCUUGUCUUCUUCCUGAGCCUUCCUUCCCCAGAGCAGGAGCCCAGAGCUUCUCCCUGGGGGGCAGGAGGCCCCGCCUGCGCGCACUUGCUGACCUCACAGCCCAACCGCACACCUUGUGCUCGGGUAUUCUGGCCGUCCCGCCCCCUGAGGCCAGGGAGGCACCUGCUUUUGUACCCCUCCCUGGGGCUGGCCCAAAGGCUGGGCAGACAUCCCUGAGAGUCCCUAAGCUCCCCACACCGUCUCCUCUGCAGUCUUUGACCCCUGCUCCGGGUCCUGUCCAAAUGCAGACCUGCGGGGUCCAGGUUGUUACUGGGGGAGUGAGAUCCACAUCCCAGACUCUCUCUGGUUCUUCCAUGGAAAUAUAGCAAAAAGCCACCAAGCCCAUUGUGAUUCGAUUUUUUUUUCUCUUUCAGCUGUACUUUUGUGAAUAUUUUAAUACAUUUUUUCCAAUUUCUGAA